AACCUCACCACAGUUCGCUGCCGCAGCUGUUGUGGCGCACAGUGAGCGGUGAGGUGCGCUCUUUUUUCUGGGGUGACUAUGUGGAGUCUGGCAAAGGCUUUCUCACACUGAUCGAUAAGCGAGCCCGUUUCUCUCCGGCAAAAAAAAAAAACAUAAAAACGGAAUGUUGUCACUCUCUCUCUCAGCAAGGUCGGUUUCCACAGAGCUGUGAAGACACCGCUCAUUUACCAUGAGCUGUUUGGAUGUUAUGUACCCAGCCUAUGGACAUUACGCACCGUACGCACCGACUGCUCCUGCUUUUAUCAGUAGCUUACAGGCUCCCACAGGUUUGAGCAGCACUUCUCCUCUCUGCCGGGAUUUUAUGGACACUCCCAGGGGCCCCGAGGGGAUGUCUGGGGGCCCAGGCACUGGAGGAUCAACUUCCUCUUCAUCUUCAUCCAGCUCUUCCUCUUCCUCCUACACGCCAGCGGCUUUACGGCCAGAGGAGGGCCCCAAGGAGAAGCAGGAGGCCCCUGAGGCAGAGUACCUGACUUCUCGCUGUGUGCUCUUCACCUACUACCAGGGAGACAUCAGCAGCGUGGUGGACGAGCACUUCUCCAGGGCACUGAGCUCCUACAUGGAUGGGGAAGGCAAACGGCGGGCGGCAGACCAACAGGGCACAGAAACCCCUUCACCUAGCAGUCGACGAAGCUUCCCCCCAUCUUUCUGGGACAGUAACUACUCAUCACCUCAGAGCCGCCCGCACUGUGAGACGGGUGCGCCUUCCUAUUCCAUGGACCCAUACGCAUCAGCGUUGCACCCAGGCCUGCCACAUCCACACCCUCAUCCUCACCCACACGCUCAUCCUCACUCCCACCCUCACCCACCAGAGAGCUGGGGAUAUCCCCAGGCCCAAGCCUACGGCCACCCGCGGCCUCUCCACGAACUGUAUUCACCGUCAGCUUUGGAGCCCCACUACGGGCCCCUGCUCAUGCCCACGGUGAGGCCACCUCAUCUCGCUACCUUGCCAAGCCACUAUGAAGUGAGCAAGCUGGAGCCCACCGCGUCCUGGCCCGGCCUGCUUCCACCAGGAGACGUCAGCCAGACGCUGGCGCUUAACAUGGAUGCAGGCCUCCAGCAGCACAAGAAAGGCAAGGAGCUGUACUGGUUCUAACGAGCCCUUCAGUCACAUUGACCAGCCAUUACCAGAUCCAAUUAGUCCCUGGACCUGCUCCGCUAUUGAAGCAGCGUGUCCCUUUAUCCCCCCCACACACACUCCAUCCCCAUCUAUCCAUCCCCUUCUCUCUGCUCCCGGCCUCCCCUGCCAGUAUACAGCCUUGCUCCAGGUCGACGUGUGUGCACCAUGGAGAUAAAGCAGGGGAGAGAGGGAAAGAGGCAGAGAGGGAGAGAGUGUCGCUGUCUAUAAUCUGUGCUGCUGCUCUGUCCUUUCGCAUCUCUCUUCCACUCUCUCUCCUGACGCUGCCGGUGCAGCACAGACCUUGGCAAGGUGUGAGCCACAGUGACCUGCUUGGACUGAGAAAGACAGGAUCACAACAGACUGUUGCAGAGGACAGAGAGAUAGAGGGAUGAAUGGGGGGACAGGGCGAUGAAUAGCGGCAAGCAGGGAUUCCCUCCAACGUCCCUGGUUAUCUCUGUCUCAUGCUCUUUGUUGGUACAGUGGUUGUCAUCAUCCACUUAUCUACAUUUCACAAAUGCAACAUGCAGCGAUAAACAGGAGCAGCAAUUAUGGCGGUUUAUGCUUUGUGACUGUCAUCAUGACGCCUUUUUUUUGGGGUUGUUAUUAUAUGAUUUCGCUCUCUGAAAUAAAGUGUAUCUAUUUAUUGGUGUUUGUUUAGGCCAGUGUUCUGAAAUGAUUGUGAUUCAGUUUAUUGAGUUUUCUAAAGGGAGAAGCAGAGGAGAUGACCACACCAUGUGACUGUCUCAUCUAUCCACGCCCAUGUGGUCAUCUCUCAAAAACAUAUCAAAAAUGUGUUCAGUUCAACACGUAUUUGUUUUAUUUGAACGCACUCACAGAUUGUGUUCUUUCAAUUUGACGACGAUGAUGUUCCAUUUUAGGUCUCUGUGUCAUUCAUAGAUGUUUUGAAUUUGGUCGCUCUGAAUAUUUCUGGUAUUUUUUUGUGUGUGUGUCAUUUCUCAUUUUUGUGUCAAUAAAUGUUUUUAUGGUAAA
Molecule: messenger RNA, 2167 nt
Organism: Epinephelus moara (kelp grouper)
Lineage: Eukaryota; Metazoa; Chordata; Actinopteri; Perciformes; Serranidae
Gene: vgll2b
Product: vestigial-like family member 2b
Exons: 4
Coding region: 230-1153 (307 amino acids)
Biological process (GO): regulation of transcription by RNA polymerase II
Cellular component (GO): nucleus
Source: RefSeq, a predicted model, not a curated record